Messenger RNA from Photinus pyralis (common eastern firefly), 1304 nucleotides. RefSeq names its product WAP four-disulfide core domain protein 3-like. Bases 96 to 1148 code for a protein of 350 amino acids. Gene Ontology annotation, molecular function: peptidase inhibitor activity. The transcript has 6 exons. Lineage: Eukaryota; Metazoa; Arthropoda; Insecta; Coleoptera; Lampyridae. Gene Ontology annotation, cellular component: extracellular region. The record is from RefSeq and is a predicted model, not a curated record.
UGUGGUUUCCUGUCAAAUACUUACAUUUCUUAUAAAUCUUUUAAAACACACUUCAUUUCCUGGUCCUGCACACUUGCCACACCGCUCAAGGAGAAAUGGGUCAAAAAUUCUUGUGCUACCUCUACUUACUUUUACUUACCACUGUCAGUAAAGCUCAGAGAAAACCAGGCGAUUGUCCAAAACCGUUACCGAUACCUGUGUGUGAAAAAACAUGUUUCAACGAUUCAAAGUGUAGUGGGACGGCAAAAUGUUGCAGAACGGACUGCAAUGGAUCCGUUUGCGUGGAGGCUUACCGACCUCAUCCCGUUAUCACACGAAAUAAACUCGGUUAUUGUCCUCCGCGUUUGAGUAUUCCAGAAUGUAGAGCGACGUGCCAAGAAGAUCACCAAUGCAGUGGAGAGGCUAAGUGUUGCAAAACAGAUUGCAACGGAUACGUUUGCAUAGAUCCCAUAUUUAAUCUCCCACCUCCAUCUGGUGCAAAACCUGGCUUUUGUCCAAAACGAUUAAAUAUACCGGUAUGCCAGGAAAUUUGUGUCAUUGAUGACCAAUGUGCCAGUGACGGAAAGUGUUGCAAAACUGAUUGUGGUGGCGCCGUUUGUGUACAACCAAAAAUGGAAACAGUAACUCAGUUAGCAAUUGCAGCACAGCAAAAACCCGGAAGGUGCCCAGGACGAUUAAAUAUACCUGUGUGUACAGAGGCAUGUGACGGAGACCAUCAAUGCGCUGGAGAUGCAAAGUGCUGCAGAACCAACUGCUAUGGACUUGUGUGCGUAGAUCCAAUUUUGGAUACUGCGCCACCAGCAAGUCAAAAACCCGGAAGUUGUCCGCCACGUUUGAAGCUGUCGAUUUGCACAGCGACUUGUGCAAAUGACUAUUCGUGUUCGGGCAAUACGAAAUGCUGUCACACAGAGUGCGGUGGAACUGUGUGCACGCAACCAAACGCAGAAGCGAUUGCACCACCCCCACCACCGCCACUGCCACAAUCACCACCAUCACCGCCAGAUAAUUCUAAACAACAAUGCCCCGCCAGUCCUUCGGGCCCUUGGGUUUGUACCAGCACUUGUUCUUCCGACAAAGACUGCAGAGGAAAGCGGAAAUGCUGCAAGAAUCGCUGCGGAGCGCACGUCUGCACAAAACUAAGCAACUAAAAGAUGUUGAGAGUAGUAAGACGUAGUUUAAGUUAUUUAACUAUUCAUAAGUUUGUUUAUACUGCACAACCUUGUGUUUUGUAUGAAUUCUCGGUCUUCGUCACAAGUUAUGUACUUAAUCUUAAGAUACCAAAAAAAAAACAUGUUAUUUAAAUA